Carcharodon carcharias (great white shark) is the source of this 843-nucleotide messenger RNA. It is a transcript of the gene terb2, whose product is annotated as telomere repeat binding bouquet formation protein 2. The transcript is spliced from 8 exons. Lineage: Eukaryota; Metazoa; Chordata; Chondrichthyes; Lamniformes; Lamnidae. Bases 145 to 843 code for a protein of 232 amino acids. Gene Ontology annotation, cellular component: nuclear inner membrane. Gene Ontology annotation, biological process: homologous chromosome pairing at meiosis; meiotic attachment of telomere to nuclear envelope. The record is from RefSeq and is a predicted model, not a curated record.
GUGAAAUCUAUGAGUGAAUGAAGACAAUAAAGGCAAGACUAAAAACCCUUGGAGAUCAAACAUCAAAUGCUGGGGACUCCAGGGCAAUCCUGGAGGUGUUGGCAACCGAGCAAUCGCCAGUGAAUAAGUUAGAGCCUCCAACUUAUGAUGCACAAGAACAAAAAAGCCUGGUUUUCUCAAAGUGUAAGCAGGCACAUCUGUGAUUUUUGGGUCACUGAAGGUGGGAUUAUUACAAACUGGUCUUCAGCUGAUUUCUUAUUUAGCAAUGAUGCUGCUCAUCCUGACACACAGAGAAUCUUUGAAAGUUUGGAGUUUAUGGAGGACAAGGCUACAGUUUUUCAUGCCUGUUACCUAUCGGCAUGUGAGAAGUCCGGGAUCAAGGACAGUGUAGCUAUGGGCCACUUUCUGCUUCCACCAUCCUGUCUUCAUGAAGAAAUUAGAGCAGCAGUUGGAAAUUUCAUUUGGGAGCAAGAAAAUCCUUUGCAGUCUCAGCAGCCACAUGAGAGAGAAGAUAUUUCAAAAAAGAAGACACCUGAAAUCUGCCACAGCCCAGAAAUGGAAAGAAUGGACCAGGAUGUUCUGAACAAUGGAUACAGGAACCAGAAUUUAGUCAUUGAAACACCAUCAUUUGAAGCUGCAACUUGUCAUGUUCAACAGAUGUACCCUGUAAACAACAUGGUUACUGGUUUUAUCUCUAUUGAUGAGCUGAAGAAGUACUCGGGAAAUUUAUACGACUUCAUUCCAGGCUGUGCAGGUUAUUCAGUGUGUCGCGUCCAGAGAGAAAAAAUGUUUUCAGUUUUGAAAAGCAAAAACAGGAACCACACUUUUAUUCAUACAAAUUAA